GGGGCGGGAGUGGUCGGAGCGCGGCGGGCGUCGGGGCCGGGCGGAGCUCUGUGCGCAGCGCGGCUGGGGCAGAGGCAGCGCAGCAGCAGCAGCCGCGAGCAGAGGGACAGCCCGGCGCCAUGAAGUUCCAGUACAAGGAAGACCACCCGUUCGAGUACAGGAAAAAAGAAGGGGAGAAGAUCAGGAAGAAAUACCCCGACAGAGUCCCCGUAAUCGUGGAAAAAGCACCCAAAGCCAGAGUACCUGACUUAGACAAAAGAAAGUAUCUCGUGCCUUCUGACCUCACAGUUGGUCAAUUCUACUUCUUAAUCCGAAAGCGGAUCCACCUGAGGCCAGAAGAUGCUUUGUUCUUCUUCGUCAAUAACACCAUCCCUCCCACCAGUGCUACCAUGGGCCAGCUGUAUGAGGAUAACCACGAGGAGGACUAUUUUCUCUAUGUGGCCUACAGCGAUGAAAGCGUCUAUGGCAAGAAGCUCUGAAUAUUCUGAAGCAGAGGACAGACCCAGGAGGCUUUCUAGGAUAAAAGAGAAGACACAGGCAGAUGGUGUGCAUCUCUGCUGCUGUCCCACUUGUUCAUGCCAAGCACGUGGUUAAGCACACUCAGGGGAGAAAGAGUUGGCAUCUGGGGUGCUUAGUUUUGUGUUCAGUCCUCCCCUCCCACUGCUGGGUUUAAAUGACACGUGGGACUAAUCACAACUGUUUGUUAAGUGUAGAGUUUACGAUUUAAUUUAGUUCUUUUACAGUUCUUUCAACCGAAUUGUGGCAUUUCUGGUUUUGUGCUAGUAUUGUACAAGGUAAUGAUGGUAAUUUUUUUGUGUUGGUUAGCUGCAGGUUCUUGUAAAAUAAAGUUCAGACUAGAGCUUAAUCAACUUAUCAAUAAAGAUGCAUUUGAAAAUCA
Messenger RNA from Camarhynchus parvulus, 898 nucleotides. It is a transcript of the gene GABARAPL1, whose product is annotated as GABA type A receptor associated protein like 1. Gene Ontology annotation, cellular component: autophagosome membrane; cytosol; autophagosome. The transcript has 5 exons. The record is from RefSeq and is a predicted model, not a curated record. Lineage: Eukaryota; Metazoa; Chordata; Aves; Passeriformes; Thraupidae. Bases 120 to 479 code for a protein of 119 amino acids. Gene Ontology annotation, molecular function: GABA receptor binding; ubiquitin protein ligase binding. Gene Ontology annotation, biological process: cellular response to nitrogen starvation; autophagosome assembly; autophagy of mitochondrion.